CAGGAAACGGAACCAGAAUCGAGAACUUUCCUCAAAACAGCACGAGACGGAAUAAAUAUUUUUAUUGCUCUUCUUCUGGGAAUUUACAGUGUGGGUUUUUGUCAGCUAACAUUCAUAAGCUAAUCCUGAUUCUGGUUGUCUGAGCUGAAGAUGAUCGAGGUGAUUUGUAACGAUCGUCUGGGCAAAAAGGUCCGGGUUAAGUGCAACUCAGAGGACACAAUCGGGGAUCUGAAGAAGCUCAUUGCAGCCCAGACAGGAACACGGCACGACAAGAUUGUAUUAAAGAAAUGGUACACCAUAUUCAAGGACCAUGUGUCUCUGGGUGACUACGAAAUCCAUGAUGGGAUGAACCUGGAGCUCUACUAUCAGUAGAGAACACGCAUUGAGUCAAAGAUGUACAGACAAACUAUUUGGUCAGCAAUAGUUUUCCACCAACAUGAGUGUGUUGCACGAAAUGUCAUCGAUCAGAAAGCUAGUCUGACAUCUGGGGUUUAGUUCUUAUUUGACCUGCAAAUUGUUGUGUGAAAGACAUGCAUUCUUUUUGUUUUGAUAUUUUUGAAUUAAAGUAGAUAUUUACAUACCGACAAGAC
This is a messenger RNA of Salarias fasciatus (jewelled blenny), 590 nucleotides long. RefSeq names its product ubiquitin like 5 (gene ubl5). NCBI's taxonomy places the organism in Eukaryota, Metazoa, Chordata, Actinopteri, Blenniiformes, Blenniidae. The transcript is spliced from 6 exons. Bases 151 to 372 code for a protein of 73 amino acids. The record is from RefSeq and is a predicted model, not a curated record. Gene Ontology annotation, molecular function: protein binding. Gene Ontology annotation, biological process: protein modification process.